Vitis riparia (riverbank grape) is the source of this 1080-nucleotide messenger RNA. RefSeq lists its product as uncharacterized. NCBI's taxonomy places the organism in Eukaryota, Viridiplantae, Streptophyta, Magnoliopsida, Vitales, Vitaceae. The record is from RefSeq and is a predicted model, not a curated record. The coding region runs from base 1 to 1080 and encodes 359 amino acids. The transcript has 2 exons.
AUGGAAGAGGAGAUGUUUUGUUACAUUCAUGAAGGUGGUGAGCUUGUUAAGACUGCUGUUGGGUCCGUUGAAUAUAAGGGAGGUCGGACCAAUUGCAGUGUUGUUAGCAAGAAUAUCUCACAAUCUGAAUUCGUUUCAAAAGUAUGUGGUGAACUGAACUUGGAUUCCAAUUCUAUUAAAUUGGAAUUCACAGUCAAGUUUGACCCAUCAUGUCUAUUGCCACUGCAUAAUGAUGGCGACAUAGUCAAUAUGUUCAAAUUCAACGACAUGUUUUGUCAUGUCUACAUCUCCCAGUGUACUGAAUGUGGUGAUGACCUCAUUUGCCCUACUAGUGGCCCAACCCCCAUUGUUGCUUCAAACUCAGCUCAUGUUUCCUCUAUUGGCGAGCCCCCAUUACACAUCUCUAAUGAGUCGCCCACAAUUCAGUCAUUUGGGUUUUCCCAAAGAUGUGCUAUGACAAAUACCGUUCAACUUCAACCAAGCCGGUUCGAACAUUCAAUUGUAGGUAGUGGACAUACCUUCCCAAAUGCGUCGGAGUUUCGAGAUGCAAUAUAUUUGAUGUCUUUGGUUGGAAAAUUUCAAUACUCUUACAAAAGGAAUAGUCCAAAACACAUGACCGUAGUAUGCACAAUUGAAGAUUGUCCUUGGAAAAUCACUGCGCGUGCAAUAGGGGAUUCAAACAUUGUUCAAGUACACACAUUCCGAAAUGUGCAUAACCAUUGCUUGGAAGAUGUUGUCUUGUCUCAGCCUUUAGUGAGAUCCACGCGUGCAUCGUUGGUCAUUGAUGAUGUUAUUCGAUCUACUCCUGAAUACCAACCACGCCAAAUUUGUAAGGACUUUGUAAGGCAACAUGGCAUCCAGUUAACUUACCUACAAGCAUGGCAAAUGAAGGAGAAGGCUAAGGAGCGCAUUUAUGGACAACCCAAGAAUUAUUACAAAUUGUUGCCAUGGAUGUGUGAAAGAAUGCUUGCAACAAAUCUGGGAUCGAGUGUUGAGUUGAGUUAUUCCGAUGACGACCAUUUUGAGAAGCUUUUUGUUGCUCAUUCAAUAUCUAUCGAAGGGUUUGUAAGGGGGUGUUGA